AUGGCUAUAGUUGGUAGCCGAAGAAGAUCAGGGACGACCCAACAGAAUGCUAAUUUACCAAUUGUCUCUGCUAAUUAUAAAUGGAAGAAAUGGUCAUAUUUCGUUCCUCUUGUUGUCGCCCUUGCUGUUAUGUCAGACAUGGCCUUCGUGGAUCGUCUCCACUUCUUCUCUCAGCCUCCACCUGCCAAUCAAGAACCAACAAUACAACAGCUUGUGCAACUUAGUAAGAAUGAACUGAACACCAUGCCAUUUUUUGUCAAUUUUUGGGAUCAAAUUCAAAAUAAUGAAGAGAUUUCACUGCGUCUUGAAAAUCUUGUUAACUCUACCGAUGAUAGUAAGAUCGAUAUGGUGAUAUAUUGUAUUGGGAGGAUCAAAGAGAGUGAACACUCAAGGUUACAGCUAAGUCUGGCACUUUUGCUAAAGGAAAAAGUGGAUUGGAUUAAUAAUGAUAACAUAAAAAUAUUUGAUCCAAGACUGAGUGAUGAAGAGAAUGAAGCUUUGAGUGAAAUGGGUUUUCAAGUGUUGGAGAAUAAUGAGGGAGGUAGGCGAAAGGCGAAUGAACCAACAUUGUUCUACAUGCCUCAUUGUCCAGUGACUAUGUAUCUGGGUCUAAUGGAAGAAAACUUGGAAGACACAUUGAAUAACGUAGUGAUAUUAGGGAAUAGCUUCGAGAAAUAUAAAACUGAUUAUGAUGAUAGUAAUAAUGUCGACUCGUUGAGUGGAAAUUUUUCCCGUGAGUUCCAAAUUGUGAGAAACGUAGUGGAUAUAUUACCAUUAGUUCAAGUUGCCUUUAAACACUUAAGUUGGAUGUUUUGUUCAGAGUAA
Messenger RNA from Cannabis sativa, 825 nucleotides. RefSeq names its product protein SENSITIVITY TO RED LIGHT REDUCED 1-like. The record is from RefSeq and is a predicted model, not a curated record. The coding region runs from base 1 to 825 and encodes 274 amino acids. The transcript is spliced from 2 exons. NCBI's taxonomy places the organism in Eukaryota, Viridiplantae, Streptophyta, Magnoliopsida, Rosales, Cannabaceae. Gene Ontology annotation, cellular component: nucleus; cytoplasm. Gene Ontology annotation, biological process: microtubule-based process.